Copidosoma floridanum is the source of this 684-nucleotide messenger RNA. It is a transcript of the gene RpL9, whose product is annotated as ribosomal protein L9. The record is from RefSeq and is a predicted model, not a curated record. Gene Ontology annotation, cellular component: cytosolic large ribosomal subunit; ribosome. Gene Ontology annotation, biological process: cytoplasmic translation. Gene Ontology annotation, molecular function: structural constituent of ribosome; rRNA binding. NCBI's taxonomy places the organism in Eukaryota, Metazoa, Arthropoda, Insecta, Hymenoptera, Encyrtidae.
UCCGCCGUGGACCUAACCUUUCCGUCCAUUGCUGCUCUUUUCGGGUUCGGGUCUUCUUUCAGGCGUUGUGCGCGAGCAGCCACAAAAUGAAGACGAUCGUCACGAAUCAGACUGUCAAGAUCCCGGAAGGAUUGACUGUUACAGUCAAUUCCAGGUUAGUCAAAGUUAAAGGACCCCGAGGUUGCUUGAAACGCUCCUUCAAGCACUUGGCUCUGGAUAUCCGUAUGGUGUCACCCAGGCUGCUAAAAGUAGAAAAAUGGUUUGGUACCAAAAAAGAAUUGGCUUCAGUCCGAACGGUAUGCUCACACAUCGAAAAUAUGUUGAAGGGUGUCACCAAAGGAUAUCAAUACAAAAUGAGAGCAGUAUAUGCUCACUUUCCCAUUAACUGUGUCACCACCGAAAACAACACAGUUAUUGAAAUCCGUAAUUUCUUGGGUGAGAAAUUUAUCAGGAGAGUGAAAAUGGCACCAGGCGUCACAGUUGUCAACUCUCAAAAACAAAAAGAUGAGCUUAUCCUCGAAGGCAACUCGCUGGAAGACGUUUCACGAUCAGCUGCCUUAAUCCAACAGUCAACAACUGUCAAAAAUAAGGAUAUCAGAAAGUUCUUAGAUGGAUUAUACGUGUCUGAAAAGACUACUGUUGUUCAAGAUGAUCAAUAAACGCAUUUUUAAGAGUAACAAGAUA